GUGGUUUAGCUUUCUCCACCGAAUUUCAAAAUUUUUCCAGCCACACCCAUCAUCAUCUCACAUUAUCUUUUUUAUCUUCUUAAUCUGCACUCUGAUGAUGAUCAUCCCGAUUUCUUCGUAAUCGUUUCUCAUAAACUUUUGCCCAACAAAGAUUUGAUUUUAUAAGAUCGAUCGAUCCUUCAUUUCAAUGGCGUCUUCUUUAACUUCAUCCGUUCACAAGAGCUUUAAGUAUGAUGUAUUUUUGAGUUUCAGGGGCGAAGAUACUCGUACAAACUUCGUUGAUCAUCUUUAUCAUGCUCUCCAGCAGAAAAGCAUUCAUACUUACAAGGACGAUGAGAAAAUCAAAAAAGGUAAAAAGAUCAGUGAUGAACUCAUCGGAUCGAUUGAAGAUUCAAAAUUUUACAUCAUUGUUUUCUCCAAGAACUAUGCUUCUUCAUCUUGGUGCUUGGAUGAGCUAGUGAAGAUAAUGGAGUGCCACAGGACGACAACUGAGCACACUGCUUACCCUGUCUUCUAUGAUGUGGAACCCUCAGAAGUCAGAAAACAAAGUGGGGCAGUUGGAGAAGCAUUUGCCAAGUACGAAAUGGAAGAGGCUGCUGAGACAUGGAAGGUGGCUCUGAAAGAAGCAGCGGAUCUCUCUGGAUGGGAGUUGAAGAAGACUGCUGAUGGGCAUGAAGCUAAAGUUAUCCAAAGAAUAGUUGAAGAGAUUUCACUAGAGUUACGUACAAUCAGUCUCAACAUUGAUAGAAAGUUGGUAGGAAUGGAGACCCGGAUCAAAAAUCUUGUACCAUCUAUAGGAAUUGGUUGUGAUGAUGUCCGCAUGAUCGGGAUCAAGGGGAUGGGAGGUGCUGGAAAGACAACUUUAGCAAGAGCUGUUUUUGAUGACAUAUCCUAUCAGUUCGAAGGUAAAAGCUUCGCAGAAAAUGUCAGGGAAAAUGCUUCUUUGUUGGGUUUAAAGUCGUUGCAAAAGCAAAUCCUUUCAGAUGUCUUAAAUGAUAAAGAUAUCAAUGUAAGUAGUGUUUAUGACGGGAAAGACAUGAUGAAGAGGAGACUGCCUCACACAAAGGUUCUUGUUGUUCUAGAUGAUGUGGAUCACAUAGACCAACUAGAGGCUUUAGCAGGUGAGCCUAACUGGUUUAAGCCUGGGAGUAGAAUUAUCAUUACAACAAGAGAUAAGCAAGUGCUCAUAGCACAUGGAGUGAAGUUCAUUCAUGAUGUCAAUCUGCUAUACAAUAAGGAAGCAAUUUGCCUCUUUAGUAGGCAUGCGUUUGGGAGAGAUAUUCCAGUUCAAGGGUAUGAAGAGCUAUCAAAAAAAGUUGUACGUUACGCGGCUGGUCUUCCCUUGACAAUUAGGGUUUUGGGUUCAUUUCUUUGUGGAAAAGAUGAGCUUGAAUGGAUAGAUGCCCUAGAAAGACUAAAAACGAUUCCGGAAACAGAAACUUUGAAAAAAUUGGAGUUAAGCUACAUAUCUCUAGAGGAGGAUUACAAGGAAAUAUUCCUAGAUGUUGCAUGCAUCAUGAAAGGUUGGCAGAAAGAUAAAGCAAUCAAAGCGCUUGAAAGCUGUGGAUUUCGUGCUAGAAAUGGCUUAAAAGUUCUUCAGCAAAAAUCUCUUAUAACUAUUUAUAAGAACUUUUAUGAUCACAUAGGCAUGCAUGACCAUAUUGUAGAAAUGGGCAGGAAUAUUGUUCGUCGCGGGCACCCCGAUAAGCCUCAGAGACAUAGCCGAUUGUGGAUUGAAGAUGAAAUUGAAGAGAUAUUGGCUAAUGAUUUGGGUACUGAAGCAACAAGAUGUAUACAAUUCCACACUAUCAGAUUUAAUCCACAUAUUUUUAUAAAAGGUUUGAGAAAGAUGAAGGAGCUUAGAUUUCUUUCUAUUCGCGGAUAUUGUUCCAGUGAUUUGGAGUUUAGUACAGUUGUUCCAGACUUCCCAAAUGCUUUACGAUGUUUAGAUUGGACCAAUUACCCUUUUAGGUCUUUACGCACAACAUUUCAAGCAAAUAAUCUUGUUGCACUUAAGGUGGAUGGCAGCAGAAUUGUACAACUUUGGGAAGGAGGAGAAAGAAAGGCUCUCAACAAGCUCAGAUUCCUUGACCUCAGUAGUUCAUUGUUGAGUACGCUUGACAUUGGGCUGGCUCCAAAUCUUGAAGAGUUGAUUCUUUAUGAAUGCAAAUAUUUGGAAAAACUUCACUUGCCUGAAAGAUGUCUAAAUCUAAAACGCUUACUACUCACUAAUUCAAAAUUGAGGACCCUUGAGAUUGGGCUGACUCCGAAUCUCGAGGAGUUAUAUCUUGAAAGGUCUUGUUGUCUGGAAGAACUUCACAUGGUCAACGAAUGUCAAAAGCUAGCCGAACUCCAAAUUAGUCAUUCAAACUUGAGGACCUUUGACCUUGGGGUGACUCCAAAUCUCAAAAAGUUAGAUCUCAAAGAGUGUCGUAAAUUGGUAGAACUUCACACUCCCAUUGGAGGUCUAAAACAGCUUGUCCAUGUAAACUUAAGUGGUUGUUUGAGGUUUAGCUCUUUUCUGUUUCAGAUAAACUAUCAUACUGCUUGUAGUGUGGAUGAAUCACUUGAGGUUGGUCCUUUAGCCAAGUUGCAUCUGAUUGUAGAGUCUAUAGAAAGAUGCCAACUUCACCCUGACAGUAACUUGCCAAAGUUUCAGUUUAGAUGUUUUUAUACAGAAGAUCGACCCUCAUUGACGAGAAAUCUUGAGAUGCUUUUUUCUGUAGGUAUGUGUGCUUGCACAAACCUCGAGACGUUUUCACGAAGCAUUUAUGGGUUACAACGUUUAAGAGAGCUUGAACUCAAAGGCAUUUUUCUAGAGGCGAUCAUGGACAUCGAGCAGUUAGAAUCUCUCGAGGAGCUAAUAUUGUUGUCUACAAAGAUUAAACAUCUUCCGGAUAGCCUUUGCAUGUUGAAACACCUGAAAUAUCUCAAACUUUAUGAUUGUUCGCUGCUUGAGAAGUUACCAGAGGAUCUUGGCCAAUUAGAAUGUUUAAAGAAGCUACGUUUGACAGAUGUAAAGAUUAUUAAACAUCUUCCGGAUAGCAUUUGCAUGUUGAAACGCCUGAAAUAUCUCAACCUUUAUAAUUGUUCGCUGCUUGAGAGGUUACCAGAGGAUCUUGGCCAAUUAGAAUGUUUAGAGAAGCUACAUUUGACAGAUGCAAAGAUUAUUAAACAUCUUCCGGAUAGCAUUUGCAUGUUGAAACGCCUUAAAGAUCUUAGACUUUGUGGUUUGCUGCUUGAGAAGUUACCAGAGGAUAUUGGCCAAUUAGAAUGUUUAGAGGAACUAAAUUUAAUGGGCUGUGAACGUUUACAAGAUAUCCCGAAUAGCAUCUGUGAGAUGAAACGCCUAAAAUAUUUCUUUCUUGACGAUUGUAUUCGAGUUAAGAAAUUGCCUGAGGAACUUGAACGUUUGGAAUGCUUAGAAGUGUUAUAUCUAGAUGGUACAAUCAUUAGUCAACUUCCUCUGAGCAUUCUUUUGUUGAAUGGUCUGUUUAUUAGUGGGUCGAGACAGUUGCUUGAGUCCUGUGGGUUUACGUCCGAGAUACAAGCCUUAUCAUCAUACUGCUACAUACGGCUGCCUAUAAUGCAGGCACCCACAGCAGGAGUCUCCUCAACUCUGCUCCAGGGAUGAUUUUGAGAAGCUCUCGUGGGGCCCGGAAAAGACAACUCAAAUAGAACUAUUGUAAAAGGUACUUUCUGUGUUUUUCUUAUUCAUCAUGUUACAUGAUUUCAAUUUUGAAAUUGUUAAUGAUGAUAUUAAUUUUUCAGCCAAAGUCAACUAUUAGAACUAGAAAGAGACAAGUACUGUACAUAAACACAACGUUUGUGUUACAUGUAGAUCUUUUCAUAUCAUUGUAUAUGUGGAGGAUAGAUAUAUCACUGAUUUCUAUCAGGCAGCUGCAUCUGGUCUGUUUUUGAUCAACAAUGAUGACAACUGGGAUGAAUAUUUAUUAAUUGAGAUUCAUUUGUUAUCUACGUAAGGGAAUGUAUUUCUUAUCUCAAGCCAUGUUACUUAGUUCUCAGCAACCUCUACUCAUAAUAUGGUCUUUAGAUAGGUCUUCCUCUUGUGGUAUAACUAAACUUUAUCUCAUCAGUCCCAUGGAUUUCUGUUAAUACUUGGAUAUCAUUAUUGUUUCAGGAUCUUGAUCUUCUACAAUUUCUAUAUAUGGAGCUGAGUGCCUCAUUACUGAAGUUCUGUGUGUUUUUCUUUAUUUUGGUCAGAUAUAACUUGAAAUGACUGUUAUAACCUGGUUCAUCCUAAUCUCAUUCUAUUUUCAUGAUUUUCUCUCAUAAAAAAUAAAUUAAUUAGUUUUGGAGUAAAUAAAUGCUGAGAAAUGUAUAUGACACACACUCUGGUACAUUGCUAUUUGGGAUUGUAUUCGAUAUUUAUGUAUGUAUGUAUUUUUGUAUAAAUGUAUGUAUGUAUGUAUGUUUCUGCAUUA
Messenger RNA from Lactuca sativa (garden lettuce), 4445 nucleotides. RefSeq names its product TMV resistance protein N. Lineage: Eukaryota; Viridiplantae; Streptophyta; Magnoliopsida; Asterales; Asteraceae. Gene Ontology annotation, molecular function: ADP binding. The record is from RefSeq and is a predicted model, not a curated record. Gene Ontology annotation, biological process: signal transduction; defense response.